This is a messenger RNA of Gigantopelta aegis, 2080 nucleotides long. RefSeq names its product 5'-nucleotidase-like. Gene Ontology annotation, biological process: nucleotide catabolic process. NCBI's taxonomy places the organism in Eukaryota, Metazoa, Mollusca, Gastropoda, Neomphalida, Peltospiridae. Gene Ontology annotation, molecular function: hydrolase activity. The record is from RefSeq and is a predicted model, not a curated record. The transcript is spliced from 9 exons. The coding region runs from base 161 to 1918 and encodes 585 amino acids.
UAGAUAGAUAGAUAAGAUAUACCGAGGUAGAUACGAUAGACAGACAGGGAACACAGAUAGUGUAAGCAAGCCACAGACGACAAAUAUUUGAACAAAAUCAACUUUCCACCCCAGCUGUUGAAAUCUCUCCGCAGUGUGGACUACUCUUAGAGCGUCAGCCAUGACAUCGUGUCUUUCAGUUUGUUUGCUUGUGGCACUUCUUGUGGUCGUGGUUCCCCGGUGCCUGUGUGCCUUCAACCUGACGAUCCUCCACACAAAUGACGUGCACGCGCGAUAUGAGCAGACUAACAAGUACAGCAGCCCGUGUGCAGACAAGGAUGUACGGAGGCAGGCGUGUUUCGGCGGGUACGCCAGGCUGGUGACUAAAGUGAAGGAGUUCCGUGCCAAGAGACCAAACAACACGCUGGUGCUGGACGCAGGUGACCAGUACCAAGGGACGUACUGGUUCUACGUCUACGGCGGCAACGUCACGUCCACCUUCAUGAACUGGCUGGGAUACGACGCUAUGUCAUUUGGCAACCAUGAAUUUGACCGAAACAUCGUUGGACUGGUUGACCCAUUUCUUAAGAAGAUCAACUUCCCAAUCCUGUCUGCUAACCUCGAUUCCAGCAAGGAGCCGACCAUGCAGGGUACCUACAACAAGUCCACUGUGUUGAUUCGACAAGGACGCAAGAUAGGCAUCGUCUCAUACAUCACACCAACCACUAAGGGAAUAUCUCAUCCAGGGAACCUGAUAUUUAACCCGGAGAUCCCAGCCGUCCAGGCAGAAGUAAACAAGUUGAAACGUGAAGGGGUCGAUAUCAUCAUCGCUUUGGGACAUUCUGGAUUUACUAUGGACAAACGAAUAGCCCAGGAAGUGGACGGCGUGGACGUGGUCAUUGGGGGACACACCAACACGUUUCUUUACACUGGUGACCCACCAUCAAAUGAGAAACCUAAAGGUCCUUAUCCGCUGGUGUUCCAGAAGGCUGGGAAGGAUCCUGUUCUUGUGAUUGAAGAUUACGCCUACGCCAAAUAUCUGGGUCAUAUCGAGCUGGAGUUCAAUGACACGGGCACUCUGACGUCAUGGUCGGGCAACCCCAUACUUCUAGACAGCACUGUGACGCAAGAUCAAAACACGUUGGAUAUGAUGGAACCAUGGAAACAAGGCGUCGAAGUAAAAGCUAAGGAAGUAUUGGGCAGCACCAACGUGUUUCUGCAAGGAGACCAAGAAUUUUGCAGGCGCUUAGAGUGCAACAUGGGGAACUUCAUCACAGACGGCCUUGUUGAUUUCUACAUGAAAAAGCGCGGCGAUGCUGAACAAUGGAGCACGGUCGCAAUAGCUAUAAUGAAUGGCGGUGGCAUUCGAUCGAACAUUGAUCCUGGGGACAUCAACAUGGAAACCCUGCUGACCGUCCAGCCGUUUAUGAACACUAUUGAGCGAAUCCAGCUGAAGGGAGAACACGUUCUGGGCGCGCUCGAACACAGCGUUCACGCGUACUCUACAGACCCCAACAGUGACCUCUUCGGUGGAUUCCUCCAGAUGUCAGGAAUGAAAGUGGUCUAUGACGUCAGCAAACCUCCCCAGCAUCGAGUCGUCGAGGUGAAGGUGAGGUGCACAAAGUGUGAUGUCCCUCAGUUCGAACCCCUGAACCUGACCCAGAUAUACGACAUCAUUCUGCCGGACUUCACUGCCAACGGUGGAGACGACUACACCGUCAUCAAAAAGAACAAAAUAGACACCCCAAAAACAGGCUACAUGGACUCGAACGUAUUUAGAAAGUACCUAGAGAAGAUGACUCCAGUUACUAUUGGACUGGAAGGCAGAAUUACUUUCGUGGAUGGCACCAAGAAGGUGUGCACGUCUGGAGAAGUGUCGACGUCAUCUACCCCAUCCUUUAUAGCUUUCAUACUCAUCUGUGCUGUUUAUCUUAUAUAGAUCUACAAUUUAAACACACUUUUAUAAUGCCCUAAUCAUUUACAGUAUGUAGUCUUGAAAGUUUAAAAAAACCUUUAAAGUUUGUUUAGUUUUAUAACGACUCCGCUAGAGCACAUUGGUUUAUUAAUCAUCGGUUCUUGGAUGUCAAGCAUUUAGUAAUUU